CCUUUUAAAAAUUAAAAUGAACAUCUACGAUUCAAUUCAUGAGCAUAAAGGGAAGUGGAAAGUAUACACUAAGGUGUUACUCUGGUGGGGAUAGGUGGAGCAGUGGGCCUUUUUCUAAUACAUCUGUGGUAUUUGGAAAACAUACACAGUUGUCUGUCACUCUCUGCGGGGGAUCGGGUCUGGAGUCCUCUUCAGAUCCCCAGAUCCGAGGAUGCUUAAGUCACUUAUAUAAAAUGGUGUAGUACAGUUGACCCUUUGUAUCUGUGGAUGAGGAGGUCAACUGUAUUUAUAGUUAAAAAUUCAGGUACAAGAAGCAAGUUAGGCAAAAUAUUUAAGGUUUCUGUUGCUAUAAGUAGCAACUUUUUGCUAACCUGAAAAUGAUCAAGAGUAUUUUUGUCAGCAUAAUAUGUAACUUUCAGUAGACUUAGCUUCAGACUUAGCUUCAGAAUGUAAAUAACUUAAAAAAAAAAUCAGAUGAGAUUAAGUGUCAUGGAAAACCUGUUUUCUGUCUUGUUUCUUUCUUUAUGAGAGUUCUUGUAUUGAGAACUCAGGGACCACUUCUAAAGUUAAGGUCAAAGUCACACUUGGUCCAGUGAUUGCAGCCCCGGAUACUUUGAAUUACUAUUUAUCCAACACAGAAUGUAAGGUUCUGGCUAACCAGAAGUUCCCUUUAUAGCAUCUGUGAUGUACAGUUUUUAAAGAAUCCAGAUGCAAACUAUUUUAACUUUGAUCCUUAUGAUGAUGCAAAAAGGUACUCCAGAGACCUUAUAGAGCCUUAGGCUUAUCUUUGGGGGGUUGUAUAAAAGUUAAAUGAUCCUUUUGAAGUUCCUGUAACAGCGAGGAGGCAGUAUAACACCUCACAAAGAGCAUGUGCUGGGAAAGCAGGCUACCUGCGUUUCAACCACCAUUUCUCACUGGCUCUUCUCUUGGACAGUUACUUAAGCAAGUGCAUCAGUUUCCUCAUCAGUAAGUAACCAUAAUAAUAGUACCCACCUCAUAAGAUUAUUAUAAGAAUUCAAUCCAUGAAAAUAUGUAGAGCACUAGAGUAGUUCUUGGCAGGCAGUGAACGUUAAUUUUCAUUUGCAUAAGCCAUUCUCAGUUGUGGCCAACAGAACUCUGAGAUGAUCUCACUGUGUUUAAUUGCAGUACCACUCAGAAUAUUCUAGAGUGAUAGAGAGCAGUUGAGGUUCACUCCAUUCAGCAGGGGAAGAGAGGCUGUUCUCUGGGGCUGGUGGUAGGUUUGAGGCACUCUCUUAACUAACUUGUCAACAAAGGAGAGCGGCCUGGCUAGUGCUGAGCUGGAAACCCUGUUAUGAGGAAUGCUUGCCAGGACUGAAAAUGUUUUUACCUGGGUAAAAGAGGAUUCCCCCCAUUGGACACUGGAUUUGGAAAGACCUGGUAUAGAGAGGUAAUUUAAUUCAGAAAUUAAAAUCUGGCCCUGCAUAAGUGGAAGGUUGGUUGCUCUUCAGGUCGGCCACCUCCCAGCAAUGUCCCUCUGUCCCAAGGUGCCUUGUGCUCUGACCCUGCUGAAUAUAGUGCGAUUGUUCUGGGUCAUCCUGUUCAGUUUGAAGUCUGUUGAAGUGGACAUAAUGAUGCUUAGACUAGUACGGUGUGAGUUCCCUUUGGAAGUGGCCUGCUGAAAUAUUAGUGAUUCUUGUAGGAGGAAUAGUACAGUGAGUAAAUGGUUAUCCUAAAUGCCUUUUAAUGUUCUAAUGCUGUUUUUGGAAUACUUCCCAUAGAGUAUGUCACUUGUGAGAAAAGUGAAACUACUUGUAAUUACUUAAUGUCUUUAUGCUAAUCCUAAGGAGAAAAUUUAAUGGAAUAACUAUUUCCUGUUUGUGUUAACGGAUAUAAAGCAAAAGAGUUACUUUUUGUUAAAUUAGGAAUUUAUCAGGUAUUUAAUGUACUUCUGACCUAAAGACUCCUAAAGAAAUUUAUUUCCUUGAAACUUAUAAAUUUUACUUAAAAUUUUUAGUUUUUAAAAAAGUAGAGUUGAUACCCAGCUCGUUUCUAGGCAAAAAGACAAUAUGGAUGAAACUUUCGGAACACACAUGUUGAGUAGGGGUUUUUUUUUGUUGUUGUUUUUUGUUUUGUUUUUUGAGUAGGUUUUUAAAUGGGUGCAUUUCUGUACUUGAGCUCUGAGGAACAAGAUCAGUGUGUUCGAUCUCAGAGGACAUGGACAUCCACAUCUUCAUCUUUAGCCCGUUGUUUCCCCCACAUUCCUGUGGGCUGGUUCGUAUAUUUUGUAACUUCAGUAGAAAUUUUGAGGAAAGCUGGAGAAGGAAUAAUGAUUAAGUUUUAUGUGGAAAGGGAUAAUUGAGUAUAAAACAUUUAAGACAAGUACUUUUGUUAGGUAAAUCUUUAGGUUUUUAAGUAGAAAGAUUUCUUAGCUUUCUCCUGAGUUUAUCUUGGAAUAUCUGAAAUUCCUCAUUUUCUUCAUAGAUAUUUAUUGAAUUGGGCUCUGUGCUGGAGAUACCAAGUUAAGACAGAUUCAGACCUCUCACCGUCUCUGCUUGUGUGUUUAAGAUUCUGCUUGGUAAUUAGUUCAGAAUGUUAUUGAAAUAGGAUUUUUUAAGAUCGGUAGAUCUUUGAAGAGUCCCUUUAUCGAGGUACCAAGAUAGAAUUAUUGUUUUGCUCUAGAAUCAGUUUUUUCUUCUCAGGAUUCACUCUUAAAGUUUUUUUUAAAAUUUGUUCCUUUCAAUACUGAAAUUAGCAAGAAGAAUACUUGUUUUCCUCAAAACACUCAGUAGCCCUUAAAAUUCCUAUUGGAUCGUCCUUCAUUGCUUGUAUAUUGACUAUAACUGUUGGAAACAAAUGUCCAUAUUAAAUGACUGUUGAGAAAGUAUUUUUGGAAACAGUUACUCUGUCCAACAGAGAGGAGAAGAUUUGAAUUUAAUAGCUGACUUAUCGCAGAAGAUGUCCCCCUUCGAGCCCCAUCUGGCCAGUGUCCAAGUGCUCUCUAAGCAGGUGUUCCGUGUUCUAGGGGAAGAAGCUCAGAAAGGAUCUCUGCUCUUUGAUGGUCUCCCUCCGGCCAGCAGUACUGACUCAGGUACAGUCUCCAGGCUCUCCCAGGUGUGUGUCAACGUGUCAUCCUGGGAUUGUAGUUGUCUCAAUCUUUUUCCCUUUCCCCCAUUUUCAACACACAGAUGUUUUAGGUGUUGGACUGUCUUAAGUUUUGAAUCCAUGGCAUCAGGCUCUGGGGGACCUUUGCUUUUUGACGAUCUCCCGCCAGCCAGCAGUGGCGAUUCAGGUUCUCUUGACACUUCGAUAUCCCAGGUGGUAAAGAAUGAAGGGAAAGGAGCAAAGAGAAAAACCUCUGAUGAAGAGAAGAAUGGCAGUGAAGAGCUUGUGGAAAAGAAAGUUUGUAAAGCCUCUUCGGUGAUCUUCGGCCUGAAAGGCUACGUGGCUGAGCGGAAGGGCGAGCGGGAGGAGAUGCAGGACGCCCACGUCAUCCUGAAUGACAUCACUGAGGAGUGCCGGCCCCCCUCCUCCCUCAUCACUCGGGUUUCAUACUUUGCUGUUUUUGAUGGACAUGGAGGAAUUCGAGCCUCAAAAUUUGCCGCACAGAAUUUGCAUCAGAACUUAAUCAGGAAAUUUCCUAAAGGAGAUGUCAUCAGUGUAGAGAAAACCGUGAAAAGAUGCCUUCUGGACACCUUCAAGCAUACUGAUGAAGAGUUCCUUAAGCAAGCCUCAAGCCAGAAGCCAGCCUGGAAAGACGGGUCCACCGCCACGUGUGUUCUGGCCGUAGACAACACUCUGUACAUCGCCAACCUUGGGGACAGUCGGGCAAUCCUUUGUCGUUACAAUGAGGAGAGUCAAAGACACGCAGCCUUGAGCCUCAGCAAGGAGCAUAAUCCGACCCAGUAUGAAGAACGGAUGAGAAUACAGAAGGCCGGAGGGAACGUCAGGGACGGGCGUGUCCUGGGCGUGCUGGAGGUGUCCCGCUCCAUCGGGGACGGGCAGUACAAGCGCUGUGGGGUCACUUCGGUGCCGGACAUCAGACGCUGCCAGCUGACCCCCAACGACAGGUUUAUUUUGCUGGCCUGUGACGGCCUCUUCAAGGUCUUUACCCCAGAAGAAGCCGUGAAUUUCAUCUUGUCCUGCCUGGAGGAUGAGAAGAUCCAGCAGCGGGAGGGGAAGCCCACCGUGGACGCCCGCUACGAAGCCGCCUGCAACAGGCUGGCCAACAAGGCGGUGCAGCGGGGCUCGGCGGACAACGUCACGGUGAUGGUGGUGCGGAUCGGGCUCUGAGCGGGCGCGGCCCUGACUCCGAGGUUCGCUUUUGUGUUGUGCACAUUAUGUGUUUCGUGUACUCCUGUGGGAUGCCCAUGACUGUAAAUAAAGGUGUUUUUUCUAGA
Odocoileus virginianus texanus is the source of this 4358-nucleotide messenger RNA. RefSeq names its product ILK associated serine/threonine phosphatase (gene ILKAP). NCBI's taxonomy places the organism in Eukaryota, Metazoa, Chordata, Mammalia, Artiodactyla, Cervidae. The record is from RefSeq and is a predicted model, not a curated record. Gene Ontology annotation, biological process: positive regulation of canonical NF-kappaB signal transduction; positive regulation of canonical Wnt signaling pathway; negative regulation of canonical NF-kappaB signal transduction. Gene Ontology annotation, molecular function: protein serine/threonine phosphatase activity; cation binding. Gene Ontology annotation, cellular component: cytosol; nucleus.